CCGCAAAAGGUCUCGUACCGGAGUGUUUGGUAAUUCUGCAAUGACUUGCACUGCAUCCGAAAAGGCGGGCUGUGCCCCUUUUAAUGAGGUUGAAACUCAUAACAGGGCAAUUGAAGAUGAUCUGAAUAUAUGGCGGAAUGACUAAAACCAAGUCUAAACAUCGUAUGAAUCAAUUCAAAUGAAUGCAGGAUCUCGUAUCGUAAUUCCUGGAUCAUAUGUUUAAAAAAAAAAUAGUUGUGCACGAAACGGAUGAGCACAUCCGAAGCGUUUGUUUACAACACGAAGCGUUUUCAUGCUCUUGUCAAAGUGAUGUUACAACGGUACGUGUAUACGCGGCCUGAUGAGCUAAGCAGCAUGACAGUUACCAAAAUAAACCGUGCCGUAAACACACCGCAGAUAAAUUAAAGUCUGCAAAAUGUCGCUGUUACGAAGAAUUGCGCACUAUCGACAACUAUACAGGCUUACACCGGUUCGGUAUUCUAGCAAUGCUAAGGAAGAAACUAUAGAUCACACAAAGCAGAACGAUUCGGAAACACAUUUUGGAUUCCAAACGGUAAAAGAAGAUGAAAAAUGGAAAAAAGUGCACAAAGUGUUUGAAGAGGUUGCGGCAUCGUACGAUUUGAUGAACGAUGCUAUGUCCAUGGGCGUUCACCGAAUAUGGAAAGAUAUCUUUAUGGAACGGUUAUCACCCGUCGGAAAUGGAAUAAGGCUUCUCGAUAUGGCCGGCGGUACGGGAGAUAUUUCAUUUCGCUACAUGAAAUAUUUACAAAAACUUCCAGCGGACGACCGAAAACCGAGUCAUGUUACGGUUUGUGACAUCAACCAAAACAUGCUCGAUGUUGGUCAAAAACGCUGGGAAAAGUUGAACCUGCCAACUGCCGGCGAUACGAUUGAAUGGGUUUGUGCAGAUGCUGAGAAAUUACCUUUCGACGAUUCUUCGUUUAGCGUAUACACAAUUGCGUUUGGAAUCAGAAAUUGUACCCAUAUCGAUCGGGUGCUAGCUGAGGCUUACCGUGUUCUUAAACCAGGCGGGCGUUUCAUGUGCCUUGAGUUCAGCCAUGUCAGCAACGAGUACCUGAAAUGGGUGUACGAUCAAUACUCGUUUCAAGUAAUUCCUCCGAUGGGCCAAAUAUUGGCAAACCAAUGGCAGCCAUAUCAGUACUUGGUUGAGAGCAUCCGAAAGUUUCCACCACAGCAGGAAUUUAAAUUGAUGAUUGAAAACGCUGGCUUCAAGUGUGUUCAGUAUGAAAAUUUGACCUUCGGUGUGGUUGCAAUACAUUCAGGGUUUAAGUUAUGAGAUGGAUGUAGUUAAUGAAAAAUAAAACGUACCUAACUUCUCACAUGGUAGACAUCAAAGCGUA
This is a messenger RNA of Anopheles stephensi (Asian malaria mosquito), 1361 nucleotides long. It is a transcript of the gene Coq5, whose product is annotated as 2-methoxy-6-polyprenyl-1,4-benzoquinol methylase, mitochondrial. The record is from RefSeq and is a predicted model, not a curated record. Gene Ontology annotation, biological process: ubiquinone biosynthetic process. Gene Ontology annotation, molecular function: methyltransferase activity. NCBI's taxonomy places the organism in Eukaryota, Metazoa, Arthropoda, Insecta, Diptera, Culicidae. The transcript is spliced from 4 exons. Bases 416 to 1297 code for a protein of 293 amino acids.